Theileria annulata is the source of this 1485-nucleotide messenger RNA. RefSeq names its product RuvB-like DNA repair helicase, putative. Gene Ontology annotation, cellular component: Swr1 complex; Ino80 complex; NuA4 histone acetyltransferase complex. The transcript has 7 exons. Gene Ontology annotation, biological process: chromatin remodeling; regulation of transcription by RNA polymerase II; box C/D snoRNP assembly. Gene Ontology annotation, molecular function: ATP hydrolysis activity; DNA helicase activity; ATP binding. NCBI's taxonomy places the organism in Eukaryota, Apicomplexa, Aconoidasida, Piroplasmida, Theileriidae. The coding region runs from base 1 to 1485 and encodes 494 amino acids. The record is from RefSeq and is a predicted model, not a curated record.
AUGGAGAUUUCCAACGAUUCUAGCAGAAUUAUUACUGAAAUAAAAUCAAACAACUCAAGUAAAAAAAGUUUUAACCGCAGCAAGGAGAGAAUCUCAGUCCAUAGUCACAUAAAGGGACUCGGUGUUCAUCCUUCUGUUUUUAGUCUCGACACAUCUAAGUUAAAUUACGACGGCAAAGAUGAUCCGAAAUUGUUAGUCGAUUAUGAAAAUUGUUUUAAUCCUGAUUGUGGCCUGAUUGGCCAAUUUAAGGCCAGAGAAGCCUCGUUGAUUGCAGUUGAUAUGAUAAAGUCUAAAAAGAUGGCAGGAAAAGCUCUGCUCUUGGCUGGACCAAGUGGUAGUGGAAAGACUGCUCUUGCCAUGGGUAUCGCUAGAGAAUUGAAUACAAGUGCUCCCUUCACAAUCUUAUCAAGCACUGAAGUUUUCAGCACUGAAGUUAAAAAGACCGAAAUUUUAAAUGAAGCUGUCCGGAAGUCGAUCCAUAUAGUCAUUAAGGACGAGAAACAGAUAUACGAAGGUGAAGUUACAGAACUGACUGCAGAAGAAGUUGAAAAUCCAACAGGAGGAUUCGCCAAGUGUAUGAAUGGUGUACUUGUAACUCUGAAGACUGUUAAAGGGUCAAAAACUCUUAGAUUGGCUCCUCAAGUCCAUGAACAACUAGUUAAGGAGAAAGUCUCAAUAGGAGACGUUAUAUUCAUAGAAUCAGGCUCAGGCCAGGUUAGAAGAUGUGGAAGGUGUGAUGUUUACUCGACGGAGUUUGACUUGGAGGUUGAGGAGUACGUUCCACUUCCAAAGGGCGACGUACUUAAGCAGAAACAGGUCGUCCAGGAGGUUUCUCUGAACGAUCUUGAUAUGGCAAACUCAAAUCCAUCAGGCGGUAGUGACAUAGUCACAAUGCUUAACCAGUAUUUAAGGCCUAAACGUACAGAAAUCACAGACAAGCUGAGGCUCGAGGUUAACAAGGCUGUGAACAAGUACGUAGACUUAGGAAUCGCAGAAGUAAUACCCGGAGUCCUGUAUAUUGACGAGGUCCACAUGUUCGACAUUGAGUGUUUUACGUAUCUAAGCAAGGUUAUGGAGUCACCGCUCUCUCCAAUAGUUAUCCUCUCAACUAAUCGUGGAAUAAGCAGUGUUCGAGGAAGUGAUUUUAUAGAGGCACACGGGAUCCCGGCGGAUUUAUUGGACCGUCUCCUAAUUAUAAAAACAGUACCAUACACAAUACACGAGAUGGUUCAAAUAUUAAAAAUAAGGAGCAAAGUUGAGAACGUGCCAAUUAGUGACCAGGGUUUGAAAAGGCUUGGAGAAAUCGGGUUAAACUCCAGCCUUAGGUAUUGCAUCCAGCUGAUAUCGCCGUCCAACGUUCUGAGGAACCUCGAAGAAAAGUUAACUGUUGAAUCCAAGCACAUCGACGACGCAGACUCGCUCUUCAUGGAUUCUAAAACCUCAGCUCAGAGGAUCGUGGAGCAGUCUGACCUCUUUAUUUCAUAA